AUGGGAGCGAGUAAAAGUACACUAUUACCUUUAGAAGAGGAGCAGUCGAUUUGUAGCGAAACAGGUUUUACAUCUAAACAACUGCGGCGAUUGUACAUCCGCUUUCAAGAACUCGGAAAACGAAAUCCAACAUGUGGAUAUUUGACGCGCGAAGAACUCUUAGAUAUACGAGAAGUAUCAUUAAACCCAUUAGGUCAACGUCUUGUUGAUGUCAUUAUAGAAGAUUAUGGCGAAGCAAAUAAAAUUAAUUUCAAACAAUUUGCUACUGUACUUGCUCAAUUUCGCCGUGGCAAAUCAAUAACUGAUUUGAAUACAAAAGAAAAAAAAUUAUUAUUUUUAUUUAGUAUAUACGAUCGUAAUCAUGAUUCAAAAAUUGAUCGCCACGAAUUAUUGGGUAUUUUAAAAAUGAUGGUCGGCGGAAAUAUUCAUGACGAACAAAUAGCUACGAUUGCUGAUCAUACUAUUGAAGAGUUGGAUUCUGAUGGAGAUUUAACAAUUACGUUCGAAGAAUUUUGUAAAACAUUAGCAAAAAUUGAUGUUGAUGAAAAAAUGUCAAUGAAAUUUUUAAACUAA
Messenger RNA from Rotaria socialis, 573 nucleotides. The record is from the annotation of a GenBank genome assembly. Lineage: Eukaryota; Metazoa; Rotifera; Eurotatoria; Philodinida; Philodinidae.